GAAAAAGAGAAGAAAGGACAAUGAAAAAAAUGACCCCUUUGCCGCUAUUUUAAUACUGUAAUUUGAUAAAUAGACUAUUAAGAUAAAAAUUUAGAAUGAGACAGUAAGUCGGGAGAGUAUUUUCAUCCACAUUCUGUUUGCGAGAAUGGGUGAUUAAAGUGUUGGCGAAAAUCCGGUUAAAUUUUUUCAUUUGUGAUUCUGCAACUUGAGCGAGUUUACGGCACACCCAGUUCCAUUUCUUCAUCCUUCUCAACUCGAAUUAUUUCCGUCUUUCAUUAAUUUAGGUACGUGAAUAGCGAUUGAUGGGUAUCCGUCAGUCUUUUUGGUUCACUCGUGAGGGAAACUUCUUCUUUGAUAUUUUUUCUUUUUUAUUAUUAGAGACGCACUACUAGACAACUCGAACAACUCGAUAAUUUACCAGAAAAUUUAACAACCCCUUUGCUCUUUAUGCUUUAUUGGGCUGUUUCAGUGUGUAGAUUCCACGUCUAUGUGAUAUCUGUGGGCUGUUUGUUUGCUAGUGUUCUUGAUGGCUCGUGAAUUUGUUGACAAGCAGUACUGUAUUGGUGGGUUGGAAUUGAAAUUGCGAAUAUAAGCAGCAGAAAAUAGCUGAAACUGAAGGUGCCUCAUGGGAUUUUGCUUGUUAUUUGACUGUAAAGGUGCAAUCUUUAAGGUCAAUUUUCUUGUGGUUGAAUUGAUAUGGAAUCACAGCUGGGAUUGAUUGAACAAUCUUUUCAUGUUAGAUAUACAGUAUGGGUUAGGGAAGCACUCGACGAAUUGAGUGAUAGUUUUAUCAUCACCGAUCCUUGCAUUUCUGGGCAUCCUAUUGUGUUUGCUUCCAGUGGGUUUGUGAAAGUGUUUGGUUAUUCCAAGGAUGAGGUGGUUGGUAAAAAUGGUCGGAUGUUUCAGGGGCCUAAGACGGAUAGGAGGUCGGUGAUGAGAAUUCGGGAGGCAAUUCGAGAGGAGAAGGCUAUACAGAUUAGUUUGUGUAACUAUAGGAAAGAUGGUACUCCAUUUUGGAUGUUGUUUCAUAUGUCCCCAGUUUUUAGUAAGGAUGAUGGAAAAGUGAUUCACUUUUUGGCAGUUCAAGUACCUAUUUUUAGAAAGCAUGGGGGCUUUGGUUGUAGAGUUGUGAGGAAUGCUUCUAAAUUGCCCGAGGACAGGACGGGAGUACAUGACAUUGUAUUGAGAUGCUGUCGGAGAGAAGUGAGCCCUCCUUCAUCCACUGAUUUCGGACGUGGAUUGGCUUCCGAAUACUUGAUGAAUUCAGAGGAGAAAGAAUUGGAGGUUGAUCCGCCUUGCGAGGCAACUGAACAGGAUAAGGCAAAAGCUGCAGCUACUAUUACCAACGUUCUAUCUGUCUUAACACACUACAGUGAGGUGACUGGUAGAUUGGUAUGUGGAAAGCGAUGCUGCUUAUCUGGAAUGGGUCUCAUUGGGGCCUCCGCAAAUAUAUCAUUUGGUAGAAUCAAACAAAGCUUUGUAUUAACUGAUCCACACUUAGUUGACACGCCUAUUGUUUAUGCCAACGAUGCCUUCCUCAGAAUGACAGGAUAUGCUCGACAUGAGAUAUUAGGGCGUAAUUGUAGAUUUUUGAGUGGGCCGGAUACAGAUCCAGCCACUCAAUUUCAGGUUACUUUUCUGAUAUCUUUUCUUUUGAUUCAAAGAUUUCCUGCUAAGGAAGAUGGAUUGAUAACUGUAACCAUUGCUUAAUUCUUUUGUACAGAUCACGGAAAGCAUCCGGGCUGAGAAAUCGUGCACUGUGUACAUUCUAAAUUAUCGGAAAGACAAGACUGCAUUUUGGAAUUUUCUUCACAUUUCACCUGUACGGAAUGCUACAGGCAAGGUAAAUUUGUUUCUUUUCUUAAUCUCUGCACCUGUGGUGUCUGUGUUUUAAUGCUGUUGUUGAAUACAAAUAAUGUAGGGGACUAAUCAAAAGCAGUUCUUCGAAAUUAUUGGUAUUGAUACUAUCAUAAAAGAAAUGAUGGCUUAAAUGAUAGGAAAUGAUUGGUUAUCUUUUGUUUAAUUUCUAUGAGGUGGUACCUUUACUUAUUUGCAUGUACUAUGUUAAAUAUGUUAGUUCUCUUCCCAAAACAUGAUUGCCUCUGGCAAGACAAAUUGUUGAUGUGCUAUCAUCAGUUGAAAACUUGAAGUAGAUAUGGAAUGGGUUGCUCAAGAAAGAGAGGCUCACAAUUAUUGGUUACCCUGCUAUAGUCAUCAACUUUGCUGGUUUUUCUAUUGUUUUUCUUUUUCCCCUUUUGUUUAGCACGGGCCUUGGAAAAAUCAUAUAAACAACAAGCAGUUGAAUAAUGGAGGAUAUCCUUCUAUUGUGCUAUUUGGUACUUGCUAUUUCUAUCUCCAUUCAGUGACCACAUGUAUUAGUUUGUAAAGUUCUUUUAAGUGCCUAAUGUAAACUUCACAUUUGGAAAUGAAUUCCUAAGGAGGAUCCAGCAGCUUUUGAACUCUGGUUGGUUACUGCAUUUUUUGCAUACCGUCAGAGAUGGCAAUCUUUGUGCCGAUAUAUUAGCUAGGGAAGCAUUCAGUCUAGACAGGGAUGCAUAUUUCUUUGAUGUUUCCCCUAGUUUCAUUGAUGUAAUCUUAGAUAACGAUUCGAGUAAUCUAAGGUGACAAACUAGAAUGAACUCCCUAGAAUUGUCAUUGUUCUUGGUAUCAUGACCUAUUUAUAGUUAUGAAUGCAAUAUAAACAUAGACUUGUGAUGUAAUUGAUACCAUCUUAGUAUGGCAUCUAACUCAUUUGUUUCCUAAUUUCCUUUCGGUUCACUGGCUUUUGCAGGUGGCAUACUUUGUUGGAGUUCAGCUAUGUGAUAUUAGAUACAAUCAAGAUCAUCAAGGAUUGCAACCUGAGAUGCAACAUUUAAGCGUUGUAGGCGCUGUCAAGGUCGCCAUAAGGAGUUUAUCAAUGGUGGCGAGCACCUCUUAGCAAACUCUCCCCCUUUUGUUUAUUGUCAACAUCAUGCUACAUCUCACAACCUGGAAAGUCUUCCAUUGUGUUUUGUCAUGCAUUGUAGAUAAAAGGGAAGAUUUGACGGUAGAGAGGAGUUCUUUAUAUAGAAUGGGACCUUAUUCGACUGAUAUUCCCUGGUCCUAUGGAGAUAGUCAAGAAUAAACUAUUCCAACUCAAUGGCACAGCUUUAACUUUUCAAGUGACGGCUCUUCUCUACUUCAAAGUUAUUGAGUGUGUUUUUUUAUUUUUAUUUUUUUUAAUAAUGUAGAAGCUAAAUAGCUUGACUAAGGACGUCUACUCCUAAGGCUAGGAGUUAAUAAUCUAUCUAACAAAAGAUUAAAUCUUGGGUGAGAUGUGCCAAAAUAUGAAACUCACAUGUCCUAGAC
Molecule: messenger RNA, 3348 nt
Organism: Oldenlandia corymbosa var. corymbosa
Lineage: Eukaryota; Viridiplantae; Streptophyta; Magnoliopsida; Gentianales; Rubiaceae
Source: the annotation of a GenBank genome assembly